AAAUAAUCCUUAGCAACAGAAUUCUUAUGUGAAUUUUUAUUAGAAUUUAGUAGAUCGUGUUCGAAAUGAGGCUCUUUAUUGUAAUUGUUUUUAUCGUUUUCCCUAGUGUUGCUUAUGGAAAACCAACAGAUUAUAUGGAAGAAACUGAAUGUCCAGGAUAUAAUGCGUGCCAUGAAGUCUUCCAAGACAAAAUUAACGUGCACAUUGUACCACACUCGCACGAUGAUGUGGGAUGGCUGCUCACUGUGGAUCAAUACUUCUACAAAAAGGUUCAGUACAUCAUUUCCUCGGUCGUGACUUAUUUGCAGGAAAAUCCUGACAGGAGAUUUAUCCAGGUUGAAACGUCUUACUUCUACAUGUGGUGGAAUCUCCAAAACGACGCGACGAAAUCCCAAGUCAGACAGCUGAUCAACGAGGGACGGUUGGAGAUAGCAAACGGCGCCUGGUCCAUGAACGAUGAAGCUGCCGUACACUACCAAUCCACCAUAGACCAAUACACGCUAGGCCUCAGGUUCAUCGAGGACGUUUUAGGGAAAUGCGCCCGUCCAAAAGCUGGGUGGCAGAUCGAUCCCUUCGGCCACAGUAGGGAGCAUGCUUCUUUGCUAGGUCAGAUGGGAUUGGACUCCGUUUUCUUCGCUAGGCUCGAUUAUAGAGACAAGCAGAAUAGACUGGAUCACCAAACUAUGGAUUUGCUUUGGACAGGAAGUUCCAAUUUAGACGCUGACACUUCCACCAUCUUCACAUCAGUACUAUAUGACCAUUACAGUGCUCCAAGUGGUUUCUGCUUCGACAAAGAUUGUGAUGACCUUCCAGUAAUCAUAAAUCCGGAAAGCACUGAAUACAACUGGGAGGACAGAGUAAUAGAAUUUACCAACUAUACCGCUGAACAAGCGAAAUACUAUCCAACAAACAAUAUACUUGUAACCUUCGGAGGUGACUUUCAAUGGAGGAACGCCGAGCAAGGCUUUUUAAACAUUGACAGGCUAAUUGCGGGCUUCAAAAAGUUCAACCCAACUAUCCACGGCACAGAACUCAACGUGAUAUAUUCGACACCUGCCUGUUACGCAAAAGCAGUCAGGGAUUACAUAGAAGUUAAUAAAAUGAUGUUAGAAGUAAAAACAGACGAUUUCUUCCCUUACGCUGACGGAGGAAACACGGUAUGGGCUGGUUAUUUCUCGUCAAGGCCUACUUCCAAAAGACUGGAGCGUGUUGCAAACAAUUUGCUUCAAGUCAGCAAACAGGUUACAGCGUUUGGUGGGCAAUUUUACGGUUCAAUUUCCCGGUUAAGUCAUGCGAUGGGUGUUUUGCAACACCACGAUGCCAUCACCGGCACUGAGAAGGAAGCAGUGAAGAGGGACUACCAUAAAACUGUAGUAGCGGGAAUGGAACAAGCCAUUUCUGAGAUAAGCAUCUCAUUUUCGUCUAUUCUCGGGAUAGACGGCAAUCUAAACCUGAAGUCCUGUUUGUUAUCCAACGUCAGCAUCUGCAGUGAAUCCGAUAAGGACCAGUUCAACGUACUUAUCUAUAACCCGUUGGCCAGGACCACCUCCCAUUACAUUCAAGUGCCUGUGAACGACGGCACCUGGAAGGUCACAGGCCCCACAGGUAGUGAAGAAAUUGAGAGCCAUCUGACAUAUCCCGCUCGAAAUUUUGAAUACAUCACGAACGACAUCGGCGAGAAGAUUUUGCCAAAGGUGUUGAUCUUCAAAGCAGAAAAUCUACCACCUUUGGGAUACAAGGUGUACAGUUUCCAAAAAUCCAGUGACUUGAGUAGUUCCACCAGGGAGCAGCAACUGGACGCUAACCAAAUAGGAUUUGAGGAUAGAUACGUUACCAUUGACCUGAAUACUGGUCUUGUAAAGUCCAUAACCCUCAACGGAGUAACGCUAGGGGUUUCUCAGAAACUGCUGUACUACAAUGGCUCGACGGGUGUCAGUGGCGCCUACAUUUUCCGACCAGACACGAAAGUUAGGGAAGCAGUCGAGUUCGGUUACGUACAAACAAGUGUUCUCUUAGGUGGCGGCGAAAUGGUACGCGAGAUCAAGCAGGUGUGGGAGGACUGGAUUACCCAGGUCAUUCGAGUUUUUAGAGAUGAAGAUUUUGUCGAGUUCGACUGGGUCGUUGGGCCGAUAGAUACGUCAAAUGGUCUUGGCAAAGAAGUAAUCACGCGAUAUUCGACAGAGUUAGAGACCGAUGGAGUAUUCUACACCGACUCAAAUGGUAGAGAAAUGAUAUACAGGAAGAAGAAUUAUAGACCCACGUACACGUACACGACCGAGGAGCCUCAAGCUGGGAAUUAUUAUCCUGUUAACACCAAAAUUUUGGUCAAAGACGAAGUGAACGAGUUUGCCGUGUUGACGGACCGAUCAGAGGGAGGAUCUAGUUUGUCUCCUGGGGAAGUGGAACUUAUGCUGAGCAGAGUCGCUAAAGAAGAUGACCAAAGAGGCGUCGGUGAAAAUCUCAAUGAGACUGAAUACGCCGUUCCGCUUGUAGCUAGAGGUUCGCAUUUUGUUACACUCGGAAAAUCUUCAGAAGGAAAUGGCGGAAGAACUAUGGCAGCCGUGGAAAGAGACAUAGCCCAGAGAAAACAUCUCCAACCCUGGGUAUUUUACACCACAGAAGACGUCCCGGUCAAAGAACAAUCAUUCUUGAACAAAGAACUACCACCCAACGUCCAUCUACUGACCCUGGAAAGCUGGAAUACCAGCAACACUUUACUCAUCAGACUGGAACACAUACUGGAGAAAGAUGAAGAUCCAAACCUGUCCCAAGAAGUAACAGUGGACUUGACGGAUCUAUUCAAAACAAUAAAAAUUGUGUCGAUGAAGGAGUUCACGCUGGCAGCUAAUACGCCUUUGGAGGAAAGUGAAAGGCUCGAGUGGUCUCAAAUCGUUCAUAGCGUUGACGCAGCCAGCCCACUUAACAAAGAGAAAAAACUGGCGAGGGAUGAAACGGACCUAAAAGUUGCUUUGGCUCCCAUGCAGAUCAGGACCUUCGUAGCUAGUGUUGAAAUUCAAUGAAAUACGGUGAUGGUAACGUAAAAAGUACAAUAAAGGUUGCAUAGAAAUCC
Messenger RNA from Anoplophora glabripennis (Asian longhorned beetle), 3070 nucleotides. Its product is annotated as lysosomal alpha-mannosidase. Gene Ontology annotation, biological process: mannose metabolic process. Lineage: Eukaryota; Metazoa; Arthropoda; Insecta; Coleoptera; Cerambycidae. The coding region runs from base 66 to 3020 and encodes 984 amino acids. Gene Ontology annotation, cellular component: lysosome. The transcript is spliced from 15 exons. The record is from RefSeq and is a predicted model, not a curated record. Gene Ontology annotation, molecular function: carbohydrate binding; alpha-mannosidase activity.